AUGACAGUCGCAGCUGAAAACAAUAGCAGAAGUAUUUCUCUAAAGGUAAAUGCUGCUUUGUUUGAUGUAGAUGGAACAAUUAUUAUUUCACAGCCUGCUCUUGCGGAGUUCUGGAAGGACUUUGCUAAGGACAAGCCAUACAUGGACCCUGUUCAUGUUAUGAGUGCUACGCACGGCUGGAGGACAUUUGAUGCUGUUGCAAAGUUUGCUCCAGACUACGCCAACAAGGAAUACGUUACCAAGUUGGAAGGUCUGAUUCCAGAAAAGUAUGGUAAAUAUUCUCUGGAAGUACCUGGUUCUGUGAAGUUGUGUGCUGCGUUAAACCUGUUGCCUAAGGAAAAGUGGGCUGUGGGAACGUCCGGCACGUUUGAGAUGGCACACAAAUGGUUCAAGGUGCUUGGUAUUAAGAGACCUAGCAACUUUAUCACUGCCAAUGAUGUGAAGCAGGGUAAGCCUCAUCCUGAGCCAUACUUGAAAGGCAGAACGCUGUUGGGAUACCCAGUAAAUGAACAGCAGCCAUCUGCAUCCAAGGCGGUAGUCUUCGAGGACGCACCUGCUGGUAUUGCUGCUGGUAAGGCUGCUGGUUGUAAGAUUAUCGGUGUCGCUACAACAUUUGAUGUUCCUUUCUUGAAGGAGAAGGGUUGCGAUAUCAUCAUAAAGGAUUACAGUGGAGUCAGAGUGGGCGGUUACGACCCAGAGACUGAUGAAGUCGAAUUUAUUUUCGAUGAAUAUCUGUACGCCAAGGAUGACUUGCUGGAAUGGUAA
Messenger RNA from Eremothecium sinecaudum, 765 nucleotides. RefSeq names its product HAD family hydrolase. Bases 1 to 765 code for a protein of 254 amino acids. Lineage: Eukaryota; Fungi; Ascomycota; Saccharomycetes; Saccharomycetales; Saccharomycetaceae. The record is from RefSeq and is a predicted model, not a curated record. Gene Ontology annotation, molecular function: beta-phosphoglucomutase activity; sn-glycerol 1-phosphatase activity. The transcript has a single exon. Gene Ontology annotation, biological process: response to osmotic stress; glycerol biosynthetic process.